AUGCCCGACCCCUACCAGCACGUGCUCCCGCACGCCGUGGCGGCCGUCCGCGCGGCGUCUGCCCUCGCGGCCAAAGACAUCCAGUUCCACCGGUCCAUCGACCACAAAACGGGCCUCCGCUUCGCCGCGUCGGGCCAGCGGCUCUUGGACCUCGCCAACCGGCUCCUCGCGCCCGACGCCACCGCACCCGCGGACGCGCCCACGUUGCCGUUCGGCGAGACGCCCGCCGCCAGCGACGGCCUGUGGAAACAGGUCUCGGACGCGCUUGACGUGCUCUUUGACCGCGCGGACCAGGCCAUGGACGCCACCAAACAGCCGCCGGGCGGGCCGCACGGCAUGCGCUUGGACGACGCCGCGCCCGUGCCGCUGUCCGCGGCCGUGGCCGAGAAGCCGCAGGUGCAUUUCGGCGAGCCCGUCGACAACUCGGACGCCCACCCGUUCGUGCCGCGGCUCGCGGCCAAGCCGCACGCCAUGCGCCCGUUGGCCGAGUGCCUCGUGCUCCAGGCGCCCGCCGACGCGCCGGCCCAAUACGCGCAGCCGUACGCGGAGGAAAUCGCGCAGUCCGCGUACCCGGCCCACGUGCAGCAGCACGCAGAGGUGCAGGCGCCGGUGGACUGGGCCUCGUCCGCCGCCACGUGGGUGGCCACGCCCGCCGCGUUGGCCGCCAUGGUGGCGCAGUUGAAGCGCGCGCAGAACAUCGCCGUGGACGUGGAGCACCACGAUUUGCGCUCGUACUACGGGCUCACGUGCUUGAUGCAGAUCUCCGACCGCCACCACGACUGGCUCGUCGACACGCUCGCGUUGCGCGACGCGCUCCAGCCGCUCAACGACGUGUUCGCGGACCCGCGCAUCGUCAAGGUGUUCCAUGGCGCCAACAUGGACAUCGUGUGGUUGCAGCGCGACUUGGGGCUCUACGUGGUGUCGCUCUUUGACACCUACCACGCGGCGCGGGCGCUCGGCUUGCCCCGCCUCUCGCUCGCGUACCUCCUCGAGACGCUCGCGCACUUCCACACGCUGAAGAAGUAUCAGCUCGCGGACUGGCGCGUGCGCCCGCUCCCGCCGCAGAUGGUGGACUACGCCCGCGCAGACACCCACUUCUUGUUGAGCAUCUACGACCAGCUCCGCAACCGCCUCGUGGCCGCGGGCCGCGUGCACGACGUGCUCGACCACUCGCGCCGCGUCGCGGCCCGCCGCUUCGAGUACGUGCGCUUCCGCCCGCCCGGCUACAACGCGGGCCUGUUCCACCACGACGCCGCGUCCCCGGACGCGUUCAGCGCGCUGCACAACAUCCCCGCGUCCAGGCUCGCGUUGGUGCGCUCGCUCUUCGCGUGGCGCGACGCCUUGGCCCGCGCCCUCGACGAGUCGCCGCGCUACGUGAUGCCCGCCCGCGUGCUCGUGGCCUUGUGCUCCUUGGAUCCGCCCGUGGCCCCGCGGCUGGUGGCCGCCUGCUUCGCGGGCUCCGGCAAGAUCCUCCGCGACAACGCGGACCUGUUGACGCUGUUGGUGCAGGCCGGCUACGCCGACAUGGCCCGCACCGCGGAC
This is a messenger RNA of Metschnikowia bicuspidata var. bicuspidata NRRL YB-4993, 1542 nucleotides long. It is a transcript of the gene RRP6, whose product is annotated as exosome nuclease subunit. The transcript has a single exon. The annotation marks the transcript as partial. The record is from RefSeq and is a predicted model, not a curated record. Gene Ontology annotation, biological process: poly(A)-dependent snoRNA 3'-end processing; nuclear polyadenylation-dependent snRNA catabolic process; TRAMP-dependent tRNA surveillance pathway. Gene Ontology annotation, molecular function: nucleotide binding; nucleic acid binding; 3'-5'-RNA exonuclease activity. Gene Ontology annotation, cellular component: nucleolus; nuclear exosome (RNase complex). Lineage: Eukaryota; Fungi; Ascomycota; Pichiomycetes; Serinales; Metschnikowiaceae.